AUGGGAGGCUGCCGUGAUGGGGACGCGGCGCCAGGGCCACAACAGCACAAAGCGCGCAGGCCGUCGUGCUCCGGGCUGGUAAACUUAUCACAAACAAAAGACAUCCAUUUAUAUCAUUUUGUGUCAAAAAAGGUCAAUAUGGUGAACAUUCCGAAAUCGAGGAGGACGCUCUGCUCCGGCAAGUGCAAGAAGCACCAGCUCCACAAGGUCACCCAGUACAAGAAGGGCAAAGACAGUGUCCACGUGCAGGGUCGUAGGCGUUACGACAUGAAACAAGCCGGUUUCGGUGGUCAAACCAAGCCCAUCUUCAGGAAGAAGGCCAAGACCACCAAGAAGAUCGUGCUUAAGCUGGAGUGCACCGUCUGCAAGAAGAAGCACUUCGCCAAGCUGAAGCGUUGCAAGACCUUCGAGCUGGGUGGCGACAAAAAGAGCAAGGGCUCUUCCGCCAGCUACUGA
Molecule: messenger RNA, 456 nt
Organism: Babesia ovata
Lineage: Eukaryota; Apicomplexa; Aconoidasida; Piroplasmida; Babesiidae
Product: 60S ribosomal protein L44
Exons: 3
Coding region: 1-456 (151 amino acids)
Biological process (GO): translation
Cellular component (GO): ribosome; cytosolic large ribosomal subunit
Molecular function (GO): structural constituent of ribosome
Source: RefSeq, a predicted model, not a curated record